AGCCCCGAAGCCAUCGAACUUGCGCCCGUCACCAGAACGCGCCGUCCAGAACGGCCUCCAGAACGCGCCACUCUGCCAUGGCUGCGUCACCAGACAGCUUCUUGCAAAGCUUUGAGGCCCAAACCACCCAGCAGUGGGAUGCCAAGCGUGCGCUGCACGCGGAGAUCCUCCGCCGCCUCAGCGAGCGAGACUUGCCAGGCGUGAUGAACUUACAUUCGCCCGGUGAGGAAGAGAACUUGAAGAUCUUGGAUUUGAGACCCGCGCCUUGCUCGACGGACAGUGCCGACCUCAUCCGCCGUGACGGAGAGGCAGCGGUGGCUUGCGCUGCUGAAUGUGAGUUCUUUGGCCUUUCGGCCUUGGAGACGGUGGGCUCAGUGGUCGAGUUGUGCAAUGAGGAGCUCUAUGCGAACUUGCGGACGCUCCUGACUGAGGAGUUCGGUACGGAAGCCAGUGUGGUGGAGAACACCAAGGCGGCGAUUGCCCAGGUGCAAGACAAAUCCAUCCGACAGGCGCUUCUGCAGUCCUUCUCUGAAGAGGCAGUGAAUGAGAUGUACACGUGCGACACGAGUGCCCAUGAGUACGACAAGAUGCAGAGCAACUUGCACCAGUUACACGUCCAAGGAACCAAGGAUGCAGCUACAAGGCUCUUACGACGCAGCAAGCUUCCGCCGUUGCACGACACGGUCCAUGCCAAGCUCUCCGUUGCAGAGGCCUUGCAGCGGAAGGCGGACCUCGCUGUCUCGAAGCAUGAUGCGGCGGAGGCGUUGUGCGCCCGGCUGGAGGAACACCAGGCUGACGUGCGUGGGAAGAAGCAGAGGUGCGCCAGCCUGCGUCGUGUCACUCUGCGGGAGGAAGCUGUCAAACGUCAAGAGCUGGAGGAGGCUGAGAAAGCGCACCAGAGGGCAUGGGAGGAAUACCAAAAGGCUUUCAUCCGGGAUGAGGCUGUGGUCAUCUUGGAGGAGGACCUGGUAACCGCAGACGAGGUGGCAACUGGAGCGCUGAGAGCUGCUAAGGUGGCUUACCAGGAGGCGACGCCCAAGUUCGAGCGCUGCGCAGCUGAGGCCGCCCGUUGCAGGGCGGCGUUGAGCGCCAUCAGCCAGGAGUCCCAUGCCAGAUUGCUUGUGGAGUCUAAGCCGACCGUGGAGGAAGCUUGGAAGAACACGGCCUUUGCCAGCGAGCUUGGCAAGUGUGUGUUGGCUGCGAAGCGCAGGGAGAUUGGCCACUUGUGCAAGGAGCAGCAGCAAAGCCAGGAGCGCGCUCAAAGGCAGAAGCAACCAAAGUCGAAGGCGCAGACUUUGGAGAAGGUGGAGCAGCUCGAAGGGCAGAUCCUCCGGACCCGAGAGGAGGUGGCCGAGCUCGAGCGUUUGGUGUCAGGUGCCGAGGAGCAGUUCGACUCCUUCAGAGUCCUGAACAGUGGGCUUGAUGAAGAAGCCAUUCGCAGAUUUGCUCAGGAGAAGGCCGCGGCCUGCUAUGGCGACUUUGAACUCUUCGUCGACGAGAGCGACGGCGCCGAAUUAGCGGACGCCGACCCAGCGGCUCCCAGCGGUUCCAGGGCGCUUCGGCAACACAUGCCAGACCCCAUGGAAAAGCUGCGCCUUGAAAUGGAGGAGAAGUUCAAGAUUGAGAAGCAGCAGAUGCUGGCAGAAUUUCAGAUCGAACGGCAGCACAUGCUGCAGCUCAUGCGCCAGGAGUUGAAGUCAGAACUGCAACGUGAUUCUGAUGCCUGUUCGACCCAAUCCUGGGACCAUGUGGAGAAAGGAGACUAAUUGCACAUCACCGUCACCGUCGCAAUGUCUUCCUCAGCCGCUACAAGAGCGACCGCAAAGCUGUAGCAGCUACUAGCUACAAGAGCUAUUAGCAACGAAAGAUUUUAUAUGAUUUUAUUUUUGUGACAGUUCUCCUUCAAUUGCAGAUGGAAGGUCAAGAACUGUUGCCGGCCAAAGUUUGUUUGACCACC
Messenger RNA from Durusdinium trenchii, 1957 nucleotides. NCBI's taxonomy places the organism in Eukaryota, Dinophyceae, Suessiales, Symbiodiniaceae. The record is from the annotation of a GenBank genome assembly.